UCCUCCUUAAACUAGUGGCAGCUGAGACCACCCUCUUCUUUGAGACAUCAGAUACUCUCAACUUCUGACAUAACAGGCUGUUUUCAGUGAGACAGUUGCAAGGAAAAGCUGCUCUUACUAUUAGGAAAAGAAAAACUUAGUUUGGGCAUUUUUGAACACUGAGGGCUUGAGACCAUCUUCAGUUAAAAGACUCGCAGCAUGGCUAAGCGUGUGGCUGUGAUUGGAGCAGGCAGCUCUGGACUGACCUCCAUCAAAUGCUGCUUGGAUGAAGGCCUGGAGCCUGUGUGUUUUGAGAGCAGUGAUGAUAUUGGAGGACUCUGGAAGUUUAAGGAACAACCAGAGGAAGACCGUUGCAGCAUUUAUCGUUCUGUCGUAGUGAACACCUCUAAAGAGAUGAUGUGCUAUAGUGAUUUCCCCAUGCCAGAUCAUUUCCCCAACUUCGUGAACAACUCUACGUUAAUGCAGUACUUCAGACUCUACGCUGAGCACUUUAACCUGCUCAAACACAUUCACUUUCAGACCACAGUUCGCAGUGUGAGACAAAGGCCUGAUUUCUCUAACUCUGGUCAGUGGGAAGUGGUGACCAUGGGCAGAGAUGGACGAGAGGAGACACAUGUGUUUGAUGGUGUGCUAGUGUGUUCAGGACACUACACAAAGCCCAUCAAACCCCUCUCAGACUUCCCAGGUAUUGACACAUUUCCAGGGACAAUAAUUCACAGUUGGGAAUAUAGGGACCCUGAUCCUUACAUUGGGAAGAGAGUUGUUGUUCUUGGGAUUGGGAAUUCUGGUGGAGACAUUGCUGUGGAGCUCAGCAGAGCAUGUGAGAAGACAUUCCUGAGUACCCGGAAAGGGGCUUGGAUCAUAGGUCGCGUGGUUGAUAGAGGGCUUCCUCUAGAUAUGAUAAUGAUGACACGAGUUCGAGAUCUGAUUUACGGCCUCCUGCCUCAAGCUCUGCUCAACAUGAUUUGGGAGAGAAUCCUCAAUCAGAGAUAUGACCACAAGCUGUAUGGACUACAGCCUGAAUACAGGAUCCUCGAACAGCGUGUUGUUAUAAACGAUGACCUCCCUGGUCGCAUUCUGUUAGGGGAACUGGUGAUCAAAUCAAAUGUGCAGAAGAUCCAAGGCUCGACGAUUGUCUUUGAUGAUGGGACUGUAGAAGAGAAGAUUGAUGCAGUGAUCUUAUGCACAGGAUAUGAUUAUAGAUUCCCCUUCCUCCCCACCUCCUUAAGCUCUGGUUCUAAUGGAGAUCUGAAACUCUACAGAAGAAUCUUCCCUCCAUCUCUAGAACGUCCAACACUGGCCAUCCUGGGCCUGUUUCAGACCAAAGGGUCGAUCAUGCCAGCUGUAGAACUACAGGCGCGCUGGGCCACCAGGGUCAUUGCAGGACUGAACCAUCUUCCUCCAGCUGACAAGAUGGAUAAAGCAAUAGAGAAAGAUGUUCAAGCGAAUUUAAAGAGUUACCCCUUUCCCAAGCUGGCUGCGCUUCAGGUGGACCACAUUCCUUACCUAGACGCAAUAGCAAAAGAAGUGGGCGUCUCUCCCAACAUUGCUUCACUGCUCCUGACGGACCCUGCUCUUGGUUUGAGGGUUUUCUUCGGGCCGUGUUCUCCGUACCAGUUUCGACUGAACGGACCGGGGCACUGGAGUGGUGCCCGUCAGGCCAUCCUUACCCAGUGGGAUCGUGUGGCCAAACCCAUGAAGACCAGGCCCAUUCCAGAACAUCCAUCCUUCAGUUUAUUUUUCUGGCUGGGCCUGUCAGGGGCUGCAUUGAUUAUUGCUUUAUUGGCAAUGCACAUGAUCCCACUGUUUCUGAAUAGUGAUUAGAUCCCAUAGAUAUAACAGUCUGUUUUUGGGUAGCUCUGUUUUGUGUUUGCACUUUCAUCUAAUUAUUCUUUAACCUGUUAACUGUCACCCCGUCCCGAAUACGGGAUGCCUACGUUGACUAUAAUAUAUAACAAUCAAAUCUAAUCUAAUCUUGACAAACUAUAUAUCGUUGGAAAGGUCUAAGACUCCCAAAUAUAUAUUUUACCAAUAUUCUUUGUAAAAAAAUUAUGUAGAAAAAGUAAUAGAUUAAUUUAUGACAAGAGUGCACCCUCAGAAAUCUACAUUACAAAAGGAGCUUUGAUCUUUGUUUAAAAAAAAAGACUUCCUCGUUGCCUUUUUCUCUAUCACAUUUGAGAAAUCAUCAGAAGUUAUAUAUCACUUGAAAACAUAAAAUCUCAAGAUUCAUCCUUUAAAACCCAUUGUAAAAUCAGACAUUGCAUUACCAUGUAAAUGGCACAUCAAAAUCAUGUUACAAAAUGUUUUCAUUCAUGAAUUAUAAAAAUGUAGGUUUGUAUCAAGCACAUUCAAGUCUAUCCUUAAAAAACGUGAGUGACAGUUUAAUCUAAUUCUUGGAGUUAAUUAUCUUUUAUAAUACAUAUAAGAAAUUAUCAUUUCGUCCUUGUCAAACAUUGUUUUCAAACAAGUGUAUUUUUUUAUCUUAAAUCAGUGUGCUCUGCCAUAUUUCUUGACAUAAUAAUCACCUUUUCUUUUCAUCCAGAAAAUAGUCAUAUGUUAUUAUGUUUUCACAAUCAUCACAGAAGUAAAGUUUUUGUAGAAUUAAAGCAUUUUGAUCACUCAACAUACUUUGAAAUAAAACAGUUGUUGGAGAAGC
This is a messenger RNA of Carassius gibelio (silver crucian carp), 2656 nucleotides long. RefSeq names its product flavin-containing monooxygenase 5-like. The coding region runs from base 199 to 1824 and encodes 541 amino acids. Gene Ontology annotation, molecular function: flavin adenine dinucleotide binding; NADP binding; N,N-dimethylaniline monooxygenase activity. NCBI's taxonomy places the organism in Eukaryota, Metazoa, Chordata, Actinopteri, Cypriniformes, Cyprinidae. The transcript is spliced from 9 exons. The record is from RefSeq and is a predicted model, not a curated record.